Molecule: messenger RNA, 2775 nt
Organism: Sclerotinia trifoliorum
Lineage: Eukaryota; Fungi; Ascomycota; Leotiomycetes; Helotiales; Sclerotiniaceae
Source: the annotation of a GenBank genome assembly
CAAGCGACAUUUUGAUUUCCAGAAUUCCAAAGCAUCUUCUUCAGCAAAAAGUUUAUCACCUCCAUCAGACUAUUCAUCCGCGAUUAUCUUAAUCAUCUCAGUCAUUCCUCACGCGUCAAUAACUACCCUGCCAAUACGUCUUACCACUAUCAUUGAACCUUUUUUGAAGCUGUGUCGCGACAAUGGCGGAUGAGGCAAGCACGCGAGAUGAGGUGGUGCCUCCUCAGUCUGCGGACACUUCAGCUCCCGACGAUGCUGUUGUAGAGCCCCAAGUCGAGGUAUCGGAAGGCGCCAACAGUAGCAAUGGUGUUCAGAAUGGAGCCGUCUCCGAGGAUCCAGUCGCGACUUCCGGCACAAGCGCGACAGAACAAAGUAUGAAUGCUUUUCUAUUGUCUCAAUUCACGUCACUUUACAAUUACUAAUUUCACCUCCUGCUCAUUUAGUUGAAGAUAGCAAGGCCGAAGCUAAAGCCGAGAAAAUGGACGAAAAAACAAUCCCCGAUCGCUCGGUUCAAGAGGAGCGACCCGCGUCCAGUGCUCCCGAGGGCGAGGGCGAGGGCAAGGACGCAGAAUUGAAGGACGAUGAACAAUCAGAGGGUGCAGCUCCGGCAGCAGAUGAGUCUGCGGAGUUAGCAGAUGCUGCCACUGGCACCCCUGCUUCGGCCAGCAAAUCGAAGGGUCGACGCAAGUCUGGCGUGCCGGAGCACAAGAAGAAGUUAAACAAGAAGCAAUCCAAGGCGAAGCUGACACACACGGAUGCGAAACCCGGCGACUACUUCUAUGUGCGAUUGAAGGGCUAUCCCUUGUGGCCUGCAAUUGUUUGUGAUGAAGCUAUGCUUCCCAGCACCCUCAUCAAAAGUCGCCCAGUUACAGCAAUGAGAGCAGAUGGCACAUAUAGGAGUGAUUAUGAAGACGGCGGACCCAAGGCUAAAGAUAGAACAUUCCCGGUUAUGUAUCUAUUUACAAACGAGUUGUGAGUAGCACUCAUCCGAACCCUUGAAUGAAUUUUUGCUGACCGAUUUAGUGGCUGGAUACCUAAUUACGACCUUCUUGACCUCGACCUAGAUACAGUUGGGGAUGUCCCAAAUAAUAUGCGCAAAGAUUUGUAUGCUGCGCAUCAACUUGCUGCUGAAAAAAACGAUUUGGAUUAUUUUAAGACAGUCUUGACAGAGUUCAUGGAGCAGAAGAGGGCUGACGAGGAAGCCAAAGAGGCUGCGAAGGCAGCCAAGAAAGCCAAGAAAGAGAAGAAAGAGAAGACGCCAAAGGUUGUCCCAACCUUGGACGACAAUGAAGACACAGAGAUGAUGGAUGUCAGUGCUAUCCCUGAUGACGAUGAGGCCGAAGCACCAAAAUCGAAUCAGAAGAAGCGCAAGAACCCUCCACAGAAUCCUGAUGAAGAAACUGUAUGUUACCAUUCUCUCGCGAAUUUGUUGAUGGAGACUAACAUAAAAUCGCAGCAACAGCCAGACUCCGCCCUAAAGAAGCCUCGCAUUAAAUUGAACAACACUCCAAAGGCUGCGAACGGGACGUCUACUCCAAAAGCGCCUAAAGAGCCAAAGGAGCCUAAGUCUGCAAAGGAGAAGAGUAAGCCAAAGAAGGCUGCUUCUAAGGUUAAAGAAGCCGCCCCUGCUGUUCCGCCAGAACCGGAACUCACCCCUGAGGAGAAGAGGGUCAAGAAAGAGGUACGUUGACGUCCUUUGAUACGUCUGGUGAUUUCAUCUAACAGCUUCUAUAGAAAGAAAUCUUGUUCUUGAGACAUAAGCUUCAAAAGGGUCUCCUUACCAAAGAUCAGGAGCCAAGACCAGAUGAGAUGCAACAGAUGUCUGAGUACGUGAAUAAACUUGAAGGCUAUGCCGAUCUCGAGGUCAGCAUCAUCAGAGUGACCAAAAUCAACAAAGUUCUCAAAGCCAUUUUGAAGCUACCUGCCAUUCCCAAAGAAGACGAAUUUCAAUUCAAAUCGAGGUCUCAGUCCUUGCUUGAUAAAUGGAACAGGCUUCUCGCCAGCGAGCAGGUUGCUCCAGCAACCGCUGAAGGAGCCAUUGACGGCUCCAGGGACGAGAGCAAGGAGAAAGACGAGCAAAAAGCCGACAGCGUGGCAGCAAACGGCAUAUCCGAACACGAUGAGACGAAGGCAGAGGAGAAAUCCCCGGUCAUUGAGACACCACUUACCGCGCUACCAAAAGAAGACGAGGCCAGUAAUGACGAGCCAGUUGCAGCAGAAGACUCCCCUAAGGUAAUACUCUCACAAACCGAGAUGACACAACAAAAGUUAACAGAAUUCUAGGAAGCGGAGGCAACAGCCGUUGAAUCAGAAGCAUAAAUCAUUUCCCUCAGUGGAAGGAAAAAUGCAUACACCAGCCUAGGUCGAAUAGCUUACGACCGGCGUUCUCGAUCAACAUUCAAAAUCGAUUAAUGGACAGAUAUGGUCCCUUUUCGGUCUUCAGUCGCCAUCUUUUCAGGUAUCGUCGUCCAGGCUUAGGGUCGAUAGUUUCGCAUUUGCUUUUGCGGGUUCCCCUUGUAACACUAAGAGCUACUGGAUUAUUAUUUCCCUUACUCCUGGCUUCCAGAAUGCCACAAACCACACCUUGUACAAAUUUCCUUUUCUGAAAAGCACGUUACGGAGGAUGCGUGAGGAGUUUGACUACGGAUUUUCAAGUUGGCCCGGAUGAACGCUCGCUUUUUCGUCUGACAUUAAGGUUUUCUUCAAUUUUCGUUAGGCAAUUGGGCAAUACCACACACAGAAGACAUGAAAAUAUUAAUGGAAAUCCCCAAUAAU